UGGGACAUUUUCACUUCAUCAGAAUCUGAUCUCACCGUAAGCCUUUAUACAUAGUUGUACCCACUUUUUCUGUUUUAAUCUUAAAGUUUACUAUUUUUUCUAGUUGAUAAAAUGGAGUACUCAUUAUUUGUUACUAGUAGUAAUUAAUAAGGACAGAAAAAAAAAAAGGAAGAAGACAAGAGUGGUUCACAAUCAUAAUGUAAACAACGAAUAAUAAUAAUUAAUGUCCAGGUAAAAAGGUAGUGUUCAUGGUGAAUUAGUGGUGGCAAAAAAGUUGGUACUACUGGGAGAAAAAAAAAAAAAGGUUAGGUGAAGCUUUUUAGCCAUAGCCAAUAAUACUACUCAAUUUUGCAGAGACAGUGAAAUGCUGAAAUUGAUAAAGAGAGAAAAAAAGAAGAAGAAAGAAGCCAUGUUUUGAGGAAGGAGACAUGCAUCAUCUCAUCCUUUUAUGAUUUUUUUCUACAUCUUCACCAAAUCCAUAGAUUCUCUCUCCCUCUGAUUUUUUGGUAAAUUUGGUCGCUAUAUUUGACUACUUGUACUCUGCUUUGAGAAGAAAAAUAAAACCAUUUUUGGGUGAUAGGUGACUGAAUAAACAUCUCUUGUCUCUUGAUGGAUCUACUAUGGUCUGGAGAUUAGUUCGUUUAUUGAACUAAUGUUUUAGACAAUGCAAGAGUUCCAUAGUAGCAAAGAUUCAUUGCCUUGUCCUGCAACUUCUUGGGAUAACUCUGUCUUCACCAACUCAAAUGUCCAAGGAUCAUCAUCCUUGACCGAUAACAACACUUUAAGCUUGACAAUGGAGAUGAAACAAACUGGUUUUCAAAUGCAGCACUAUGAUUCCUCCUCUACUCAAUCCACUGGAGGAGAAUCAUAUAGUGAAGUUGCUAGCUUAAGUGAACCUACUAAUCGUUAUGGCCACAACAUUGUUGUCACUCAUCUCUCAGGUUACAAAGAAAACCCGGAAAAUCCUAUUGGAAGUCAUUCGAUAUCAAAGGUGUCUCAAGAUUCAGUGGUUCUUCCUAUUGAGGCGGCUUCUUGGCCUUUACACGGCAAUGUAACGCCACAUUUCAAUGGUUUCUUGUCUUUUCCUUAUGCAUCACAACACACGGUGCAGCAUCCUCAAAUCAGAGGGUUGGUUCCGUCUAGAAUGCCUUUGCCUCACAACAUUCCAGAGAACGAACCAAUUUUCGUCAAUGCAAAACAGUACCAAGCCAUUCUCCGCCGCAGAGAGCGCCGUGCAAAGCUUGAAGCUCAGAACAAGCUCAUCAAAGUCCGCAAACCAUAUCUUCACGAGUCGCGGCACCUCCAUGCACUAAAGAGAGUUAGAGGCUCUGGUGGACGUUUCCUCAACACAAAGAAGCAUCAAGAAUCAAAUUCCUCACUAUCUCCUCCAUUCUUGAUUCCACCUCAUGUCUUCAAGAACUCUCCAGGAAAGUUCCGGCAAAUGGACAUUUCAAGGGGUGGGGUUGUGUCUAGUGUCUCGACAACAUCUUGCUCGGACAUAACCGGGAACAACAACGACAUGUUCCAGCAAAACCCACAAUUCAGGUUCUCAGGUUAUCCAUCAAACCACCAUGUCUCAGUCCUCAUGUGAGAGAGCUCCGGCAAGUGGUGGAUGAGAUAAUGAAGGGAAGUCAUCCUUGGCUAAUUUAAAUCAUUGAUCCAUUAAGUUUCUAUCUUAUAAAUCUGCUUUCGUUCUACAAAAGAAGAAGAAAUCUUUCAACUAUUUUUUUUUUCCGUUGGCUGUUUAUUUUAUUUUAUGUGAUUGUUGCUGAAUAUUGUUUAAUACUUGAUUUAAGUUUAUUAGUUUCGAUUAAGUGCAUCUGCAUGGAUUUGUGAUUUAUGUAUAAUUAUUUGCUUUUAG
Arabidopsis thaliana (thale cress) is the source of this 1861-nucleotide messenger RNA. RefSeq names its product nuclear factor Y, subunit A6 (gene NF-YA6). Gene Ontology annotation, molecular function: DNA-binding transcription factor activity; DNA binding. Gene Ontology annotation, biological process: regulation of DNA-templated transcription. The transcript has 6 exons. The coding region runs from base 665 to 1591 and encodes 308 amino acids. The record is from RefSeq and is marked reviewed. Lineage: Eukaryota; Viridiplantae; Streptophyta; Magnoliopsida; Brassicales; Brassicaceae. Gene Ontology annotation, cellular component: nucleus; CCAAT-binding factor complex.